This is a messenger RNA of Eriocheir sinensis (Chinese mitten crab), 1223 nucleotides long. It is a transcript of the gene Gasp, whose product is annotated as protein obstructor-E-like. The record is from RefSeq and is a predicted model, not a curated record. Lineage: Eukaryota; Metazoa; Arthropoda; Malacostraca; Decapoda; Varunidae. Gene Ontology annotation, cellular component: extracellular region. The transcript is spliced from 6 exons. Gene Ontology annotation, molecular function: chitin binding. The coding region runs from base 112 to 948 and encodes 278 amino acids.
UCGCAUGAAAGUCUGGAGUGUGGGACGCAUGCGCGGGUGUAGCGAGUGCGCGGGUAUAAAUAGGAGCGUCGCCCGGAGGAACCACCGCAGUUGUCACUCACAGAACACAAGAUGAGGUACCUCCUAGCCCUCCUGCUGCUCGGCGUGGCCUCUACCGGGGCUCAGCAGUCCUCCGUCACGCCAGGGGGCAGCGGGAACUGGCAGUGCCCCCACGAGUUUGGUCACUUCCCGCACGACACCGCCUGCGACAAGUACUACUCGUGCAACAAAGGCGUGCCGACCCUCAAGACCUGCGGCAACGGCCUGGCCUUCGACGCCACCGACCCGGACUUCAUAAAGGAGAACUGCGACUACAAGUACAACGUGGACUGCUCAACGCGGCCCGAGCUUGAGCCCCCGAUCCCCACCACAAACUGCCCCUACCUCUACGGCAUCUUCCCCGAUGAGGCUGACUGCGCCGUGUUCUGGUCAUGCUGGGACGGUGAGGCCUCCCGCUACGAGUGCACCCCCGGCCUCGCCUACGACAGGAAGGCCCGCGUGUGCAACUGGAUUGACCAUAUCCCCGAAUGCAACUCCCAGCGCGCUCUCCAGAACGAACACUUGGUCUGCCCUGCCCCUGGACAGCUCACCGCCACUGGGUCCUUCUCCCGCCACGCCCACCCCGACGACUGCCGCCAGUACUUCGUGUGUCUCGACGGAGUGGCGCGCGAGUACGGCUGCCCCAUUGGUACCGUCUUCCAGAUCGGCGCUAUUGAGGGUCUUGGACAGUGCACCGACCCCGAGAAUGUGCCUGGCUGCGAGGACUACUACGGUGAGCUGGACCUGAAGGCGCUGCGGCAGAGUCAGCUUCUCUUGGGUGGAGGAGGCGCAGGAGGACCCGUGAGUUCCCGCCGCCCCCGCCCAAGCAACCCUGAGGAAGCCCCUGUAGUCCUCCCCGCCUCAGCUUAAGACUCCUUCUACAGCGAGGACUACUAUGGCGACCUCGACCUGAAAACCCUUCGCGGUCUCGGCCUCUAGAUUACGGUACAAGCAGUAAACUCCUUUUUUUAUGUACUUUAAGGUCUCAUGACUCUCCGUUACGUGAUCUGUGUUAGUCCUUCCGGCAUUCAUUCACCGCAGCAUUACCGACACACUCUCCCGGAACUGUUACUGCACUGCGCCCGUAACAGGAAUUCCUCGCCCAAAAUCUCCAGUCUCGCCGUGACCGUCAGACUGUUCUCCCA